GUACAAGUGCUUUCAGUCUGCUGCUGGCUGUCACGGAGAGCGGUUGUGUGCUGGUGGAGACUUCGGGGCUCCUCACACCUGACCUGGGAGAUAGGUACUGGAGUUACACGCUACACCUUGAGGCAUCUAACCCCAUCUCUAAAAAUGAACUGGUAUGAGUGGUGGUGGUCUGUACUCCUGUUAGCUGCUGUGUGGGCGGGGGAAGCAUCCUCGCCUCGGUGUUACCUUCACAACGCCCACAAUUGUCUGACGGGAAGCAGAGAGGAACCUGGGCGCCAAGAAACCGCCUAUGUGAAGCGAUGCCAGGGGGCUCGUGACGUUCCACCGCCGUUCGUUCAAGGUGCACAGGAAGUGGAGUGGUUGAUACAGCCGGUAGUGAGCAGCUGUGGGAGCAAGGGAGGCAAGAAGGUGCAGCAACGACUAGAUAGUUCCUUCUUCCUGCAGACUGACGAUAAUAAUGUGGUGCAACUAAUGACACGUGAGAUGGUUACUCGAGAUUAUUGCCUCGGUGUUAUGUUUGGAGGGCAGGAAGAACCACAGGCGGAAGAUGAGCAAGAGACGAGAGUAGACAAUGGUUGGGAAAUAGGAGCUCAUAAUGUUUCACCAAGUGCGAGUACAGUGGCAGAGGGAGGAUCGAAUCAAAAUGUGACAGAUGGAACAGUGAAGAAUGUGCUCACACUGAUGAAUAAAAAUGGUCAGCCGGACCCGGUACCUGAGUAUAUCGUCUUCUUCUGCAGGAUGGACCCAGAUGACCAAAUCUCCCGCGACCGAGAACUCUGUACCCUGAAACCUUGUGUCCGCAAGUGUUGUCCUCGGGGGAAGUUCUUCCAAAAUGACAUCUGUAUCUACGUUCGCAACAUCACUGAGAUGUGGACGCCUCAGGUCUCCAGCUGGUCUCUUGGUAUGUCCUCCGACCUAGAAAUAGCUGACAAUCUCCCUUUCGACAGUUACGAUAAAAACUGUUAUGCUGACGACCAAAAAAAGACACUUUUUGAGAGCGGCGAACUCAAGGUGAGCGGGAUUUUUAUGGAUCCAGAAGAUUACUGCAUCGACUUUGAAGAACAUGAGGACACAGUGAGAGAGGUGGCGCAAUUGUGUCCCCAACAAGACGCUUGUAACUGGAAGUCCGAGGUACUGGACCCGGUGUUGAUGGCCGUCUCGUGCGUAUUCCUGGCGGCCACAGCGAUGGUCUACAUAACUGUUGCUGAACUACGACGUACCAGCUACAGCCACUGUUUCAUACCCAUGAUCAUAACUCUCUUCAUUAAGUCAAUCCUCAUAUUGAUUUUAUUGUUCACACGCAACAUCCUGAAACAAGACAAGACUCUUUGCCUUGCUACAGCGUUCGUGAAUUUGAUGUUCGUUCUGUCUAGUUACUUCUGGCUAAACGUCGUCUGUUUUGACAUAUGGUGGACCUUAACGUCAAGAAGUUAUGGGGUCGUCAACAAACGGAAGAUGUUCUUUAAAUAUGGCCUAUACGCUUGGGGGUGCCCUUUACUGCUGGGCACAAUGGCUCUUCUCCUUGAUAUUAUUGAAGACGCCACAUACCUACAGCCCAAGUUUUACGAGGGAUCUUGUUGGUUUUACAAUAACGUCUCUCGAUGGGCGUAUAAGAACAGUAUUAUCUUAAUUCUUCUGGUCAUAAACUGUGGCUUUUUCCUGCACAUUGUUUUCGUCCUCGGGAAGAAACUUGACAACAGCGAUAUCAACAAUGCCAAUAGCCGCAGCACACGUAAUAACAACAGGUGGAAGACAUUUGGUCGACUGUUCAUAGUAAUGGGAGUUGUGUGGAUCCUGGAAGUCCCAAGUCCCUUCGCUCCCUGGGUUGAGUGCGUCUGGUGGAGAGUCUUAUUCGACACGAUCACCAAGCUACAGGGUGUGGUGAUCUUUUUGGUGUCAGUGUGUAACAAGGAGAAGAGACGGAUGGUACAGAAUCGCUUCUCCUCCCACUACACCAGCCGUAGCGAGAGGACCUUGUCAACCUCCCUCAGGGCGACUGUCAUGACCUUACUCAACAGGAACGGCAGGACUUAUGGCCAAGACAAUAUGGCCAGCGCCGCCACCGAGAACACUGUAGUCAAGACCACAGACCUCAAGGAUACUUCACGCUAAAUACACACAUGGAUAUAUAUAUACAUACAUAAAGAUACACAUACGGGUAUACACACAUGGGUAUACAUACAUAUGGGUAUACACAAACGGUAUACACAUGGGUAUACAUGUAUAAGGAUAUACUCAAACAUGGGUAUACAUACACAAGCAUAAAUAUUCGUACAUGAGGUUGCAGGCAAACAGUAAUAUACACAAACAGUAGUAUACACAAACAUUGUGUACACAAACAUGGUAUCCACAAACAGUGGUAUAAAUAUACAUGGGUAUACACACAUAUACGUAUCCAAACAUGGACACCGAGACCGAGAUUAAUCGUAAUUUUAGCUUUUAUUUAUAGUCCUGUAUGUAAGCUGAGAUUAUGUUCAGUGUUUUACCUGCUGGCCACCCAACCUUAUGAGAUAUACUUUUUACUUCUACCUUUAUCCUCUUCUCCACUGAUCGUCUUGUUAGCCGCUUGGGCGGUCGGUCACGUCUCUUUUAUGCACUGUUGGCAAGUACUGGGCAUGUACUGGCUCCUGAAUGUGUCUGUACUUGCUCCAGUGUUGGUCAAGUCUGGUCUUGAAUGAGCUAACAUUCGGUACCGUCACAACAAUCACUGGCAGAUUUUUUUAAGAGUUUACAAUUCUCACUCGAAAGUGUGCCCUCUCAGUUUUCUGUACUCGUGGCUUCUUCAACCUUGAGCUGUGACCCCUUGCGGGGCGGGCCGCCAGCUCCAGGUAUGGACAUUACUAAGUAGUGCCCUGUGAGAUGUUUGUAAAAUUUAAUCAGGUCACCUCCUGCCCGUCUAUAAGCAGUUGCAGGCGUUCUAAUCUCUCUGGAUAGCUGAGGUGCCGAAGUGCAAACACCAGUUUGGUGGCCCUCCUUUGGACAUUUUCAAUCAACUGACAGUCUCUAGCUGCUGUAGCACAUCUCGGGGACCAGACGGGGUGACAGUACUGCAGGCGAGGAAGCAUCUCACUCGAAGAGCAUUGCUGCGCUAUUGUGACUUUUAGGAUAUUUGUUUAAAAAAAUAAUAUCUCGAUAUAAUAUUUUUGGGGGUGUUACCUUAAAACAUAGACCUGCCAGUGUGGGUAUGUGUGUGCCAACUACCAAGUGAUAUGUAUUUUGUUUUUCAGUUUCAUGAUAUGAGUAACUAGCUAGGUUACUCAUUCAACAUUUCUGGAACUAGAGACACUUCUAAUAUUUAUCCUGGUGAGUAAAGCGUCAGGCGGUUUGCCCCUCCGUGUAGACAUACUUUACCGUAGUCUGUCCUGUAAGAGUAACAAUAAAAAACGUAUUUUCUAUUGAAGGAGUAACUAAAAAAAUGAGAUUAUAACAGAAUCUAUAUAUUAAUGUUUAUUUGUAUUGUUGUAUUUGUGUUCAUUAUAAUAUUCACUGACUCAUUAAUGGCUGUUAUCGGUGUUGUCUUACGCUGUGUAAUGGUUGUGGUGCUGUACCAGUAUUAGCUGUACAGGUUACAACAGUAGCACUAACAAGUAACAGUAGCAGUGACAAGGACAGGUAGUAACAGUAGAAGCAGUAACAAGUAACAGUAGCAGUAAUAGAAACAGUGAUAAGGACAGGUAGUAACAGUAGGAGCAGUAACAAGUAACACCAGUAGUGUAGUUGUAUCCGUAGAGAGGGUGACAGUAUACUGUAUUCUUCUAUAAUAUAAAUGUUUAUUUUUGUAUCUCUCCCAGCAACACAACGUGACCUUGCAAUUAAUACACUCACGCACUUACCCACACACGCACUCAUUUACCCA
Molecule: messenger RNA, 3856 nt
Organism: Homarus americanus (American lobster)
Lineage: Eukaryota; Metazoa; Arthropoda; Malacostraca; Decapoda; Nephropidae
Product: G-protein coupled receptor Mth-like
Exons: 8
Coding region: 145-2112 (655 amino acids)
Biological process (GO): G protein-coupled receptor signaling pathway; cell surface receptor signaling pathway
Cellular component (GO): membrane
Molecular function (GO): G protein-coupled receptor activity
Source: RefSeq, a predicted model, not a curated record